UGUGGGCCUGAAUUGGUUGGCCCAUAACCGGAAGAAAACUCCGACGGUUCGCCGGAGCUUUGGUUGCCUUCAUUGACAUUUGCUUCCCGCCAUCGCAGCUUCGCGUUCUUCGACUGAUACGGAAGAAGUUCUUGCAAGGAGGGGAAUGCUUGGAUCUUGGAAAGAAAUGGAUUAGAAGGAGAAGGGUGGAUAAUGUUGAGAGGAAACCCACGUCUCCUGAGCUUUUCUCGACCGGUAUGUCGGCGACGAAUUGCGUUUUCUGCGGGUAAUCUGGUGGGGCCAGCGAGCUCUCUGUGUGAAUUGAAUUGCACUCUUGGUGAGUUGUCAAGAGCUGGGAGAAUCGAGGAUGCCCGGAACCUGUUCGACGAAAUGCCGCGUAGAGAUGAGUACACCUGGAACACUAUGAUCGGGGCCUACGCCGGCUCAGGGAGGUUAGCUGAGGCAAGGGGCCUUUUUGAAGAGGCCCCGAGUAAGAGUUCCAUCACUUGGUCUUCUCUCAUCUCGGGGUUCGCCCGGCUGGGGCAUGCGGAUGAAGCUUUUCGGCUGUUUGGGCAAAUGCAGCUGGAGGGCCGGCAGCCCAGCCAGUUCACCCUGGGCAGUGUGUUAAGGGCGUGUUCCAUGAUGGGGUUGCUCCGAAAAGGGGAGCAAAUUCACGGGUAUGCAAUAAAGAUGCGUUUCGACCUUGAUGAUUUUGUCGUCACUGGACUUGUAGACAUGUAUGCUAAGUGCAAGCUCAUUAUCAAGGCAGAGUGUUUGUUCGAGACAGUGCCGGAGAAGGGUAACCCGGUGCUUUGGACCGCAAUGGUGACGGGGUACUCCCAGAGUGGAUAUGGGUUUAAAGCGAUGAAGUGUUUCCGAGACAUGAGGUCGAAAGGAAUUCAGCCCAAUCAGUAUACUUUCCCGAGUGUUUUGACUGCUUGUGGAGCUGUUUCAGCAAGUGAUUUUGGGGCACAGGUCCAUUGUUCCAUUGUACAGAGUGGCUUUGGGACUAGCUCGUUUGUUCAGAGCGCCCUGAUUGACAUGUACUCGAAAUGUGGGAACUUGGGAAAUGCGAAGAUUGUUUUGGAAACGAUGGAGAUUGAUGAUGUGGUCUCCUGGAACACGAUAAUAGUUGGUUUUGUCAGGCAUGGCUUCAAAGAGGAAGCUCUGAGUUUGUUUAAGCAAAUGCGUGAAAAUGAUGUAAAGAUCGACCAUUUCACAUAUCCAUCUGUCCUAAACUCUUUUGCCUCCUCUGAGGAUUCACAAACUGCGAAAUCCAUUCAUUGCAUGAUCAUUAAGACUGGUUUCGAAGCUUAUAAGCUAGUGAGCAAUGCUCUAAUUGAUAUGUACGCGAAGCAGAGCUCUAUGGAUUUGGCAUUCAAGGUGUUCGGGAAUAUGCUGGACAGGGACGUGAUCUCUUGGACUUCACUGAUCACUGGUUAUGCUUUUAAUGGCUCCUACGAAGAAGCCAUUAGACUUUACUGUAAUAUGAGAAUCUCAGGGAUUGAUCCCGAUGAAAUAGUUCUUUCGAAUAUCUUAAGUUCCUGUGGAGAACUGACAGUUUUAGAACUUGGCCAACAAUUUCAUGCAGAUUUCAUAAAAUCAGGCCUUAGUUCAUCCCUUUCAGUAGAUAACUCCCUCGUGACAAUGUAUGCAAAAUGCGGGAAUAUAGAAGCAGCUAAGUUAAUAUUUGAUGCUAUGGAGAACAGGAAUGUGAUCUCAUGGACAGCGCUGAUUGUGGGAUAUGCUCAAAAUGGUAAAGGAAAAGAGUCUCUACAUUGUUAUCACCAGAUGGUCUCUUGUGGGGUGAAGCCUGAUUAUGUCACUUUUAUUGGUAUAUUAUUUGCAUGCAGCCAUGCGGGUUUGGUGGAAGAGGGUUGCCGAUACUUCGACUCAAUGAUUGAUAUUUACAGAAUUAAACCCGGUCCUGAACACUAUGCGUGCAUGAUCGAUCUACUUGGGCGAUCAGGAAGAUUUAAGGAAGCGGAGGAAUUGCUUGAUAAAAUGGCAGAGGAGCCUGAUGCCACUGUGUGGAAGGCCCUUCUUGGUGCGUGCAGGGCCCACAAGAACUUGCAGUUGGGCGAGAGGGCAGCCAAGAAACUUUUCAUGCUGGAACCUAUGAAUGCUGCACCGUAUGUUCUCCUAGCUAAUAUGUACUUUUCAGCUAAUAGAACAGAAGAUGCUGCAGAGAUUAGGAGGAUGAUGAAAUCAAGAGGAAUCGCUAAGGAGCCGGGUUUCAGUUGGAUGGAGAUUAACAGCAAAGUCCACACCUUCAUGUCUGAAGACUCAGCUCAUCCGAGGAUGCAAGACAUAUACUCAAAGGCUGAUGAGGUUAUAAGCUUGAUCAAGGAAGUCGGUUAUAUUCCUGACACAAGCUUUGCUCUUCAUGAUGUUGAUGAGAAGGGAAAGGAGCUUGGUCUUGCUUACCACAGUGAGAAGUUGGCUGUUGCUUUUGGACUUCUCACAGUACCUCAAGGAGGACCGAUUCGGAUCUUUAAGAACCUUCGGGUGUGUGGGGAUUGCCAUGUUGCUAUGAAGUUCAUAUCGAUGGUCUUCAACCGGCACAUCAUCUUGAGGGAUUCAAAUUGUUUCCACCAUUUUAAGGGGGGAAUUUGUUCAUGUGGAGAUUAUUGGUGAGAAGAAUGGAUGUCAGGUAGUCGACCGUCACUUUUUUGGUCGGUCAGUGAGGAGAUCGCCAUGUUAUAGAAGAGCUAUUACCUUGAUUUAGAAACUGCUGAAACGGGAGUGUUGGGGCUCUGAAAUUGGUUCAUCAAAUUUUGUCAAGGUCAUCUUUGCAACUGAUUUGCUUAAUGCUCAUCUCUGUGUACCGGUCAGAUGUCACGGAAGUUUUUACAGCUUGGAAAGGGAGAAAAUUUUGUGCCUGCUGGGAAAAUGGUGAAGCCUCUGAUCGGAGACACAGGAACACUGAUACUAACAUUUUAAAGGAGAUCAUCGAUUUUGUGAGUCAGUCUGGUGCAUGUGUUGAUUAGAAACGGGAGGAUUUUCAGCAAUAAUGAUAUGAAUGGCUUUAUAAUGUUCAUAGACAGUGUCUUCGACUCAAAAGCUGCAUAGUAAUUCCCAAGAGGACCCACAAUUCUCAUAAAUGCCUUUAAAGUUUGAUCUUUGAGCAGAAGCAAUGAGCAUUUUACUGGAGCCUUCUCUGUACGUCUUCUGCAGGUACAGAGAAUUGAGUGAUGACGGCGGCUUAGAUUUCGGCAGUCGAAUUGGAGCUGUAGAAUAAAUUGUCUCAGCGGGUAAAUAUAUGCCGUCUCUGGCACAACAUUACUUGACCUAACAGAAGAUUCACAAUGUUAUAGGCCGAGGGAGGGAAAAGCUCAAUAAAGAGGUAGAAGAGGACCUAAUUAAGUUAUUUAUCUGGAGGAGGCUGCCGGAGAAGCUCGGAAUUGGUCAAAUUGGAAAUAUCAAAUUUUCGGCAUAAGGUUACUGCGAAGUUUGAAAAGACAAUGAAAGAUUUGGAGAAUAAAAUUUCAUGGCGCAGGGUAUACGUUAGGCUGAAGCAGAAGCUCAGGAAGCUUAAUCUAGUUAAAAGAGGAAUUACUGAGCUGAAGAGGGGUCAAAGGCUCAAAUUGGAGGCCAACCAGAGGCUUUCUACUGAAACGAAGCCAAAUCGAGGAUGGUGAGAUUACCGAAGAUUUGCUUGCAGAAGUGAACAGAGCGAGGGAGGAAUUAACUGAGAUACAAAGGUUGACGAGUUUGAAGGAUGUUGGCGUCAAAAAAAAAAGAAAAAGAAAAAAAAAGAGAGAUAUAAUGUGCAUCAGUAAUCGGGAAACUGGACAUAGAAAGUGAGUGCAGUGACUGAAAUGAACAUUGAAAGAGCUAUGUGGGAGCUGAAACUGGAAGCUGCACUAAGCCUUUGCUCGGAAAAUGUUGAGAAACCGAUCGAAAUCAACAAAGAUCCUCUGCUUUGACACAGAUCACCAAUGCAGUUGCAGACAAGCUGAGUACUUCAGGAAACUAUUGAUUAAGGAGCUUCCAAUAUACUGAAUAAUCUUCUCAUCUGGGUUAGAUUUGAUUACAAAUGAUCGUAACAGAAGAAAAAAUCUCGACAUGUUUACAAGCACAAGUGCUUUCACAAGUGACUAAUUAAUUAAUCCCAAAAAUGAAAAAAAAACAAUUAAA
Molecule: messenger RNA, 4119 nt
Organism: Punica granatum (pomegranate)
Lineage: Eukaryota; Viridiplantae; Streptophyta; Magnoliopsida; Myrtales; Lythraceae
Source: RefSeq, a predicted model, not a curated record